Ostrea edulis (European flat oyster) is the source of this 375-nucleotide messenger RNA. RefSeq lists its product as uncharacterized. The record is from RefSeq and is a predicted model, not a curated record. Lineage: Eukaryota; Metazoa; Mollusca; Bivalvia; Ostreida; Ostreidae. The transcript has 2 exons. Bases 1 to 375 code for a protein of 124 amino acids.
AUGGUGCUAGUCAACCCCCCUCAUAUCCUCAACAUCAUCAUCCCUCACCUCAACUCCCCUCACACCCUCAACAUCACCACAACCCCUCAACAUCAUCACAGCCCCCUUAACAUCACCACAACUCCCUCAACAUCACCCCAACCCCCUCAACAUCACCCUAACCUCCUCAACAUCACCCCAACGCUCUCAACAUCACCAAACGCCCUCAACAUCACCCAAUCCCCUCAACAUCACCCAACUCCUCAACAUCACCCUAACCCCCUCAACAUCACCGCAACGCCCUCAACAUCACCCAAACCCCCUCUACAUCACCUUAUGCCCUCUACAUCACCCCGACCCCCUCAGCAUCAUCCAUCCCCCUCAACAUCACCCUAA